UGGCAGAUAGAACGACAUGGAGUUAUAUGAUCACGUGGCCCGAACGAGACUUCAUUCACACUUCAAGUUUUUUCCGGAAGAAAGACCGCCAUUUUCCCCACUCCGUAAUUCGGACAAUUUCAGGGAAAUGGUCAGCUAAAUUGCAACUUCUUCCCCGGAUAUACCACGAUGGCCACUAUGGCAAGUGGUAAAGAAGCUGGGGACAGCCAAACCCCCAGGAAGUACCCUGGUAUAACAUCUCCCAUCAGCCUAUCAGAACCCACCAAGUUUGACAUUGACCUGAAUGUGAAGCUGGUGAACACACUCAAGCCUUACAAUGUGUUUGACACAGAGGAGGGACUCACGCAUAGAAUGGUGGUCUUGGGCAAGUUGAACAAACUAGUAAAGGAGUGGAUUAAACAAGUCAGUCUAGCCAAGAAUAUGCCACCUGCAAUAGCUGAGACAGUGGGAGGGAAAAUCUACACCUUUGGUUCCUACAGGCUGGGUGUCCAUGGAGCAGGUGCUGAUAUUGAUACCCUGUGUGUAGCACCUCGUCAUGUCGACAGAUCAGACUUCUUUUCAUCAUUCUAUGAAAUUCUGAAAGACCAGAAGGAAACCACGGAUAUUAGGGGUGUUGAAGAAGCAUUUGUUCCUGUCAUCAAAUUAGACUUUGAUGGUGUUGAGCUUGAUAUCCUGUUUGCCCGACUGGCGUUACCUCAAGUCCCCGAGGACCAGGACCUUCGAGAGGAGGUCCUCCUGAAGAACCUGGACCAGAGAUGUGUCAGGAGUCUGAAUGGCUGUAGGGUCACUGAUGAGAUGCUCCACCUGGUGCCCAACAGGGAGAACUUCCGCCUGGCUCUCAGGGCUAUCAAACUCUGGGCCAAGAGAAGAGGGGUGUACUCCAACGUGCUGGGUUUCCUGGGCGGAGUAUCCUGGGCCAUGUUGGUGGCCAGGACCUGCCAGCUGUACCCAAACGCCAUCGCUUCUACCCUUAUCCACAAGUUCUUUCUAGUCUUUUCUAGGUGGGAGUGGCCCCAGCCUGUUUUGCUGAAACAGAUUGAUGAGAAUAAUAGACUUGGUUUCCAAGUCUGGGACCCAAGAACCAAUCCCAUGGACCGUUUCCACCUGAUGCCCAUCAUCACGCCGGCCUACCCCCAGCAGAACUCCACCUACAACGUCUCCCUGUCCACUCGUGCCAUCAUGCAGGAGGAGUUCAAGAUAGGUCUACAAGUUACCCAAGAGAUCUUCGAAGGCAAAGCCACAUGGGACAAACUAUUUGAACCUGGUAGUUUCUUUGGCAAAUACAAGCACUACAUCGUUCUCAGCACGUCUGCAACUUCAAAAGAGCAUCACCUGGAAUGGGUGGGACUGGUGGAAUCCAAGGUGAGGAUAUUGAUAGGUAACCUGGAGAGGACAGCUUACAUCGCUCUGGCACAUGUCAACCCCAAGCAGUACCCUCCUCUUAACCCCCAGGAGGAUGUGUUUGUGACCAACUGGUUCAUCGGGCUCCAGUUCAAUAAGAUUGAGGGAGGGAACAUCGACCUGACCUUUGAGAUCCAGUCCUUCACUGAUACGGUUCACAGGCAGGCCAUAUCCAAUGGUACCCUGAAGGAAGGGAUGAAGAUUGAGGCCCGGUCUGUAAGAAGGAAACAGCUGGGAGAGUACCUCCCACCUUCACUCCUCAAGUUCAACAAGAAGAGGUCUCUUCCAGCACAGGGUGAAGAGGCAGGGGAGACCCCACCCAGGAAAAAGAUCAGUCUUGAUUCCGGGAUCAGCCCAGCGUCUACCCCGGGCAGCGCCCAGACCACUCCUGUCACAGUCAGGAAGCUCAGCACCAAAACAGAGGACACCGACACCCCGCCGCCCACCUCGGCUUCUCCCCCCCUCCCUGAGGCAGAGAGACAACAGGGGACCACCACACCCGAACCUACUGCAAACGGGACACUGGACGACAGUGUCACAGAGACCAAUGGUUCUGCAGCAGGCACUACAGAAGUAAAGAGGCCACAUUCCCCUGACACACCAGACACCACAGCAGACGGCAACACCACACAGUCUCCCCCGCCCGAGGGUUCAGAGGUUAAGGCAGCUGCUGACAAGCAGCUUUCACCUGACAAGCAGGAGGCAAAGGAUGUGGAUACUUCAGUAGACGGCAACGAGCCUGCUCCCAAACGAUCACAUUCCCCUUCCAAUGAAGGACCAGACCAAAAAUUACAGAGACAGUCUCCAUUGACAGUGGAAGAAGAUGAAGCAAGUAUGAAGAAUCCUGCUACACCCCCCAGUAUAGACCAAAAUAGAGUGCAGAGGCUUCCGAGUGGCGAGCUUCCCGACAUCUCCUCCCCUAGAACGACGACUGCCAACGUCAGCGUGGUGAAGAAUUCCAUCAAACUCAGGUUGAAAUAGGGCUAUGGAUGGUUUGCGGGGCGGGAAUUGAAGAAGAGGGCUCCCAUAUUGGGACUUUAGGGACUGCCACUGUCAGGUUGGUCAGUGGGACUCAUGGCUGGAUAGUGUAACCUACCAUGCAGGAAAAGCUGGGUAAAAUAAUGGUCAGUUUUUUUUUCUGCUGAAUGGAUCACUAGGGGUGAAAGGAUUGAUUAGGGUAUUGUCAAUAACCUGUCCUGUGCUAACUUAUCAUUUUAAUUGACUAGACGCGUAGGCACCGUAAAUGUUUCGUAAUCUUCUCAGUUCGGUCGAUGGUGUUUCUGAACUGGAAAUGAUUAUUUGGGGGCACUGUACUUGAGUAGGAGUUCCAGGACAUAGGUAGGAGUACUGACAAGUAGAGAGGCAAGACUUGCCUGGAAUCUGUACAUUUUAUGUAGAUUAGAUUUACACUGUUGUUUUGGUUCAUACUAAUCCAUGUAGUCCUUAAUAUUUUUAGGUUGAUUUUUGUUUUAGAUUUUGAUGGGUAGUUGUGUACAUUCUACAAUAGUGAUUUCUUACCUUCACACUUCCCCAGGUAUUGGCGGAUAUGUAUUUUUGUCCCUUUGUACAUUACGUUCAUCCUGUGGCUGCAUUGUUCUGCUUCGCCUGUAUUUUUCCAUAGAAACAGCCUGGUAGGAACAAAUCCAUGGGAAUAAUGACCGAUAGCUGAUGGCAUUCCUGAUAUUUAUUGGAAUAUGGCUAUUUCUGUAACUGUAAAUUCAUGUAGAGAAAUAAAGGAGCUAUUUUUGUUGGUGGUGUACUGUCAUUACUGUCACGCACUACACACACCUUUUUUUCGCUUUUUUUCCUCUUUCAAGCAGCCGAAAUAUCUCAAUAUAGAAGAGAUACACAGAAAGAGAAAGAUCUCAGUGUUAACUGAAGCUGUGUAAGAUGUGGACAGAUGUUUAGGUGGAGUAUCAGUUUGAUGUUUUGGCCAAGGCACUAGCCAGUUAGAUCUACCUUGGCGCCCUUCCACCUUCAUGUCAUGAUAUCACUGUACACUUGAGGAAAACGAAUCCAGUUUGGGGUAAGUAUCACCGUUGCUUGAACCAAAAUUGCGAGUUCAUCAGCUUUUAACUUUGACGUAGGAAGUGCCUUGGUCCGUCUAGCUAGCUAGGUCUAGGCCUGCAUGGGAUGCAAUUGCAUUAUUAUGAACUGGAAAUGUUUUGUGAUUUUGGACCAUGGCAUUUAUGUUGAACACUUCUGUUUUCCAUUCGACCAUAUGGUUUUUGUUUGUACAUGGUGAUCAUUUCCGAAUAAAAGGCUCUAUUUUCAA
Branchiostoma floridae (Florida lancelet) is the source of this 3676-nucleotide messenger RNA. RefSeq names its product poly(A) polymerase beta-like. The coding region runs from base 169 to 2382 and encodes 737 amino acids. Lineage: Eukaryota; Metazoa; Chordata; Leptocardii; Amphioxiformes; Branchiostomatidae. The record is from RefSeq and is a predicted model, not a curated record. The transcript has 21 exons. Gene Ontology annotation, molecular function: RNA binding; poly(A) RNA polymerase activity. Gene Ontology annotation, cellular component: nucleus.